AUGGAAAUCUCAUUUAAAGGCAAAAGAAUUUUAGUAACCGGUGCAGGACAAGGUAUUGGUCGCGGCAUAGCCAUAGAGCUGUGGCGUGCAGGAGCAAACAUAGUGGCAUUAUCCCGAACACGAUCCCACUUAGAAAGUCUACAAAGUGAAUAUCCUUCAAUCGAAAUAGUAAGUGUAGAUAUUGGAGAUUGGGAGCAAACUAGAAAAGUUAUUGAAUCUCUUGGACAAUUUGAUGCAUUGGUAAAUAAUGCUGCUGUGGCAUGCUGCGAGCCAUUUCUUCAAUCAACAUCUGCUAACUUUGACAGAACCUUUGAUGUAAAUGUAAAAGCUGUUCUCAAUAUUAGUCAAGUAGUUGCAAGAAAUAUGGUAGAAAACAAAAUACAUGGAGCAAUUGUCAACAUAUCUUCUCAAGCAUCUAAGGCUGCAUUGCAAGAUCAUGCUAUAUACAGUGCUUCAAAAGCUGCUCUUGAUGCCUUGACUCGUUCUAUGGCUCUUGAACUGGGCCCUCAUGGUAUUAGAGUAAACUCUGUAAAUCCAACUGUAAUAAUGACUGAAAUGGCCAAGGUUGGAUGGUCAGAUCCAACUAAAGCAAAAGACAUGUUAUCAAAAAUUCCACUCAGAAGAUUUGGUGAAGUUUCUGAAGUGGUAAAUGCUGUAGUAUUCCUUCUCAGUGAGAAAUCAAGUAUGAUCAAUGGGGUCGAACUCCCUAUUGAUGGAGGCUUUCUGGCUACAUAA
This is a messenger RNA of Chilo suppressalis (striped riceborer), 735 nucleotides long. The record is from the annotation of a GenBank genome assembly. NCBI's taxonomy places the organism in Eukaryota, Metazoa, Arthropoda, Insecta, Lepidoptera, Crambidae.